Glycine soja is the source of this 2342-nucleotide messenger RNA. RefSeq names its product transcription factor bHLH30-like. The transcript is spliced from 3 exons. Lineage: Eukaryota; Viridiplantae; Streptophyta; Magnoliopsida; Fabales; Fabaceae. The record is from RefSeq and is a predicted model, not a curated record. The coding region runs from base 600 to 1730 and encodes 376 amino acids. Gene Ontology annotation, biological process: regulation of DNA-templated transcription. Gene Ontology annotation, molecular function: protein dimerization activity; DNA-binding transcription factor activity.
AGGAAGGAAAGGGGACUACCAGUACUCAAACAGGCUCUAUAUAUUUUAGAGGGUGAAGGCUGCAAGAGUGCAGAGAGAGAAGAAGAUCAUAGAGAGCAACGAGCAAAAAUAAGUCCAAAAAGACACCAACAAAGCAUAAAGGAAAAGGAAGGCUCUAUUGAAGGCCAAGGAUAAAAGGGGUCAUUACCACACAAUCGUGGCAGAAGUAUAAACACCUACCAAGUGAAAGAGAUUUGAGAGAGAAAGAGAAUUGAAGUUCAAAACAAAACCCUUUGGCCUUUCUCUUUCACCACCCCCACUCCCACCCCCACAAGAGAAAGUAACUGAUUGAUCCUUCAACACAUGUGAUAGAACCACAAGACAGAACUAGAAGAGACCACAAUCAGUACUACUCAUCCCUUGGAUCAAAAGGAAUUAAGCUCUAGUUCCUUUUUCUUAUAGUCAAUCAGACAAAACAGAAAAUACCCUCACCUUUCUGACAUUUGAACCCUCAAAUUUUCCUUCUCUUUUCACUACACCAUCACAUAUAAAGCUUUCGACUUUGGAGUUUUAUUCACACAGCCAUAGCUCUCAGAAACAACACGCAUAAAUAGAGGGAGAUGAAAAAGGAAUUAGAAGAUCAAGGUCAGUGUUCCUCUUUACCAAUCGAUACCAAAAACAACAUUCAAAGCUACCAAGAACACCUCCUUCAACAACAGAUGCAACAAAACAGUGACAUCUUUGGGGGUGGUGCUUCAAGAGGGCUAAUGUUCCCACCUGAAGUCUCUCCAACCUUGCAACAACAAUCAUGGUCCAUGCCUCCGGUUCACUCCUUCAACUCCAACCCGGUUCACUACAUCAACAACAACAACACAAACCCGGUUCAUCAUCAUCAUGAGCAAGCACCAUUUCUUGUCCCUCCUCCCACAACACCUUCACCCUAUGCAAGCUUCUUCAGCAGCAGAAGGGUUGUCCCUUCUCUUCAGUUUGCAUACGAGGGUCCCUCUUCUCAUCUUGAUCACCACCACCAUCUGAGGAUCAUUUCUGACACCCUUGGACCCAUGGUUCAACCCGGUUCAGCAGCACCCUUUGGACUCCAAGCCGAGCUGGGAAAGAUGACUGCUCAAGAAAUCAUGGAGGCUAAGGCUCUUGCUGCUUCAAAGAGUCACAGUGAAGCUGAAAGAAGACGUAGAGAGAGAAUCAACAACCAUCUUGCCAAGCUUCGCAGUUUGCUUCCUAACACCACCAAAACAGACAAAGCUUCGUUAUUGGCAGAAGUGAUUCAACACGUGAAGGAGCUGAAGCGCCAAACCUCACUCAUAGCAGAAACGAGUCCAGUGCCAACCGAAUCAGACGAGUUAACCGUUGAUGCAGUCGACGAAGACGGAAAGUUCGUGAUCAAAGCCUCUCUGUGCUGCGAAGAUAGGUCAGAUCUCUUGCCUGACCUAAUCAAAACACUAAAAGCGUUGAGACUCAGAACCCUCAAAGCCGAAAUCACGUCCCUUGGUGGACGUGUGAAGAACGUGUUAGUCAUAACCGGUGAUGAAGAUAAUUCAAAUUCAAACACCCAUAAUGGAGAACAAAGCAUGCAACAACAACAACAACAAUUCUGUAUUAGCUCAAUUCAAGAAGCACUCAAGGCAGUGAUGGAGAAGAGUGGUGGUGGGGAUGAAUCAGCUUCUGGGAAUGUUAAGCGCCAAAGGACUACUACUAAUAAUAAUAUCAAUAUCCUUGAACAAAGGUCUUUAUGAAUUAAUAAUAUAUUUUUUCUAACUAAUUAUUAUAUUAUAUAUUUUCUCUAAUUAAAGGACCGAUAUAGUAUAUAUACUAUCAUGUUCUCACCUAAUUAUCUUUGAUUUUCUUUAUAUUAGGUUUUUAUUUUUAAUUUAUGUUUGGUUUUUGGUGUGUUAAAAAAAUGUCAUCAUUUACUACUACUAUAAUGUAUUUUGUCCAUCAUGGUGGUCAUCAUGAAGCAAUGAGGUAAUGGUACAUAAUGUGUGGUCUUUGUACAUGUACUUGUUUGCUUGUGCUGAAUCCAAAGAGAGAGAAUUAGAGGGGUCUAGGUUAGGGAAAGGAACAGAAAAGGAUCUUUUUCGUGGGAAGAGAAACCUUAUAUUAAAUCCUAACAUGGAAAAUGAGGCAUUGAUUGCUCUCUGUGAAGAGAGGAGAAAAUGCCAUCUUCAUUAAAUUCGAACAUAUAUAUACUAGUAGUAUGCUGCAGCCACAGCUGCUAGGAGCUGUCUUUGUUUUGUUUUGAAGUUUUCUUAUUCUUGUUGUGUAAGUAUCUUUGUUUAUUUAUUUUCUUGUUCUCUUCACUCUCUGAUCUAUUCAGAUUUGAGAGAGUAGAAGAGUGUGUGUGCAUC